AUGGCAGCCACCCUGUGUCAGGUGUUGGGCUUCGUCCUCAGUCUGAUAGGAGUAGCGGGAAUCGUUGCUGCGACGGGGAUGGACCAGUGGGCCACAGAAGACCUCUUUGACAACGUUGUGACGGCCGUGUACUCGUACUCGGGCCUGUGGAGGUCCUGCGUUCGGCAGAGCUCCGGCUUCACAGAGUGCCGACCCUAUUUCACCAUUCUGGGCCUGCCAGCUCUGCUUCAGGCCGUCCGGGCCUUGAUGAUCGUCGGCAUUGUCCUCGGAGCCAUCGGCUGCUUGAUCGCCAUAUUUUCACUGAAGUGCUUGAAAAUGGGGAACAUGGAGGACAACAUUAAAGCCACGAUGACUCUGACAGCCGGGAUCAUGUUCGUCCUUGCAGGAGUCUGUGGCAUCGCCGGAGUGUCGGCCUUCGCUAACUUGAUCGUGCAAAGUUUUCGGUUCACAACGUACGCAGACGGUGGUUUCGGCAUGUAUGGAUCAGGCAACGUUGGUGGACUGACCGGAGCUCUGACUCCGAGGUAUACGUUCGGCGCGGCUCUCUUCGUCGGUUGGAUCGGUGGAGCUAUCUUGCUUAUUGGAGGCAUCAUGAUGUGCCUGGCCUGCCGCGGAAUGGUUCCGGAGAGGAAGCAACGGUAUGAUGGGAUGGCCUACAAAGCCGCUUCUCAGCACACCAUGUACAAGUCGGACACCAGAUCUCGGCCCGUCUACAACGACUCCUACAAAGCUCAGAGCAGGGACGGACGGCAGUCGAACCAGAUGUUUGACUACGUCUAG
This is a messenger RNA of Stegastes partitus (bicolor damselfish), 780 nucleotides long. RefSeq names its product claudin-18. The transcript is spliced from 5 exons. Lineage: Eukaryota; Metazoa; Chordata; Actinopteri; Pomacentridae. The coding region runs from base 1 to 780 and encodes 259 amino acids. Gene Ontology annotation, cellular component: membrane; bicellular tight junction. Gene Ontology annotation, molecular function: structural molecule activity. The record is from RefSeq and is a predicted model, not a curated record.